Funneliformis caledonium is the source of this 124-nucleotide messenger RNA. Lineage: Eukaryota; Fungi; Glomeromycota; Glomeromycetes; Glomerales; Glomeraceae. The record is from the annotation of a GenBank genome assembly.
AUUAUUGAAGGUGCCUUCUUUGUGUUUAAGACGUAUUUUAAUCCUCUCAUCCUCAUUGAAGCCAAGAAUUACAAGUGACUCAAAAGGUGCAUUAUUGAGAUAUAUUUCUUCAUUUACUAUGUAA